ACUACAGUACAGAGCCCUUGGACGCUGUGGCCCUGGAACCAGAGUUCGAAGCGCCAAGGCUCUGCGUUCAGGAGCUGGAUCCCUCAGCUCGCAGAAGCAGCCCCGCGAAAAGGGGAUGUCCGAAAUGAGAGACAACCACUCAAGAAGGUUCUGAAAUUUCCCAGGGAUUUCCGAAGGAGGUUACAAAUCGCUGCUGGAUUUGAGCAGCAGCCUUUUCCGCAGCCUCUGGCCCUGCGGCGUUGAACGGAAUAAUAUAGGACACACCCUUACAUUUGAAUUUGAGUUCCAGCAGAGGUUACCAUAGCUACGGUGCACACAGCCGCUCGGCGUACCUAUUUGGACCCCUGCUGGCCGGAGGGGAGAGGAGGCACCAUGAGCCAAACCGUGACCAUCGUGGAGCCCCAGGUCAAGCAGCAGGGGUCUCAAACCCGGUGCGAGGUGAAUUCGGGGGCCAAGGGCCACGUCUACGGCAGCCGAACGUAUGAUUACCUGUACGAUCCGUUGUUUACUGUGUCAAGUGAGCAAGACCACACACAGGCAAAUGUCCAAGCAUUCCUGAGUCGAAGCAGACUGAGGAAAGUUCCCAGGUUUAGGACUAUGUUCAGUAACCUGAUCCAUUACCCAAGACAUUCUCUAUAUUGGAGCAAGGCAGAUCCCGUCCCACCAUUCAUCAGUCGGGAAUGGAGGGGACAUGAGGAGAAACGAAGAGAAACCCUCCAGAAACUUGGCAUAUAUGACACUUCUUUUCAAAUGCCUAAAGAAGUUUAUGAAGAUCCUGAUGUUACUGGGAAGAAUCGCUAUAAAUAUUUUGAAAGGCCGUUCCUCCCAUCCUUUCAGCAGAUGCCACCCAAUGUUGCUUUGGCAUCAACCAAACAAGAGAAAUAUACUUUUCCUCCUGCUUCGUCUAAGCGCCCACCCACCCCUUCAAAGUAUACUGUGGGCAUUCAGACGGAUUAUCGUGAUUCCGAAGUUCAAACAGAUCCGUAUUCUCCAGAAUAUAUAGUAUGUCAGGAUUCAAUCCCUGAGCUCUUGACCCUGGCUACUCUGACUUGGGGUCGAGGUCUCCCGGCAGGACAAGCUGAGGUGGAGAUGAUAGAACGUGCCCGGGAGAAGCGUGCCUGGGAAGCCACUCUCCCGCCUCUGACUGACACCACCCACUUUGAGAAGAGGAGGAAGAUGAUGAAUGAGAUGGAGAGGAAGGAGUGGGCCUUCCGAGAGCAGGAGAUUGAAAAACUGCAGGAGAUUCGCCUGGAAAUUCUAAAAGAGCUGCUGAGGAAACGUCUCAAGAAUAGCAAUGAAAUGACUAUGAAGCACUUGAAUGCCCAAUGGUCUAACCUGCAGGAAGCAAAGGAGGCAAAAUUGGCAAAAAUUCGUCGUACACAUGUAUCAGCAAUCAGAAAACUUAUGGGAAAGAGAAAGAAUGUAGAAGAGAAAUUCGAGAGAAGAAAUAUCAUCAAGGACUAUUCUGAUUAUGCAUCACAGGUCUAUGGACCUCUGUCUCGCCUUGGCCGUUUCCCAGACAAUGAUGAGGACGUUGUAGUAAAAAAUCACUAUCUCAACACCUAUGAAGGAUUAGUUGAACUUGAGUCCUGUCUCCCAGAUUUUGUGACACAGCCCCGAAUCAAAGCUCCAAAACCUAAAGUCACAACCACCAAAGCUGGCUUUCUAAAGAGGGCGGCAAAGCUGGAGCACGAGUUGGCAGAGGUUCAUAAGGCACUGUUGGAUAAGAAGAAUAAGGUUCCUGAACCAAAGAAACCUCUGCUCUUUCUUCAAAGAAAGUCAAUACCUCAACCUCGGCUUCCAACUCCAACCUUGGAAAUGACUUCCACUGAAGAAGAAGAUAAAGAAAAGGCUGUUAUCUUCCUUCAAAAGUUACUCCGCGGCAGAGUCGUUCAGAAUGUGAUGUUUGAAGGGAAAGAAAAGCGACUGGAGUUGAUCCAGGAGCUGCGCGCCACCCACGUGCUACAAGAAGAUGACAGGCUGGUGAGGAAAACCGAGAAGCAAGUGACACUGGCCCUCCAGCGGCAGAGGAACUUGCAUGAACACAAGGUGUCACUAGUUGAAAACCAUCUGAAUGGACUGGAAGGAAGGGUGCUGGCAGACAUGUUCGACUUCCUGUCCAAAGAGCUGGUGAGACUCCAGGAAGAGAGGAGAAUCCAUGCCUUUGCCAUGCUGGCUGAACGACAGCGGAGGAUGCGGGAAGCCGAGGAGAGUGGUCGGCGACAGGUGGAACAGAGGCGCCUGCGGGAGGAGGACGAGAUAUUUAAGGAGGUGGUUAAAGUUCACCAGAGUACUAUAUCUUCAUAUCUGGAAGACAUAAUACUGAACACUGAAGAGAAUACUGCAGAAGAACAAGCCAGGGCGGAAAUUGAGAAGAAGGCUAAGGAAAUCAAUGACAUUGCUUAUGAAAUGGAAAGCCGUCGAACUCAGCUUCAGUCAGAGGAGAUUGUUGCCGAGUUGGUUUAUAGUUUCCUGAUCCCAGAGGUGCAAAAGGACUUUGUCAAAGAAAAAGUGAGGAACGCACAGCGGAAGCAUAUUCUUGCAGCCCAUCAGAUCAUCCACAGGCACACAGGAGACAUGCUUGCAAGGGACUUCGCUGAGCAACCGCAAGAUGAGCACUGACAAGUUACUUAAGGAAAAAACUCAAAGUGAGAAAGACAGCUAAGGUGGAACUUGCAAGCAUGAAAUUGGAUAUUUAGCUGAGAAGAUUUCUAAAGAAAAUGUUGAAGGAGUUGGUUUCUUCUGGUUGCUUAUAGUAAAAUGUGAAGGAAGAGAAAUGAAGAAGGAAUUGUUAAGCAAAAAGGGGCAAGAACUUGAAGAUUUGGAAGAAUCUUAGCCUAUCUGUAUUUCAAAACGUAAGGAAGUAUAUUCUGUAAAGAACACUAAGGCUGUGGCUGACAGCUAUUUGACAGAGAGCUUAUGCGAACUGAAAGGGCUGGAAAUGAAGGAAGGCUGUUGGGCUUCUUGGAUUUGACCAGAUGAGACAAUACAGCUAUUAUGCUCCAAAUGUGCACAAUUCUUCAAUAGACAAAAAUAACCUGGAAGGCGAUUUAAAAUUAGGGCCACUGUCUCAGUUUCAACAGGUCAGAUGACUUCUGCCCAGAAGCUUAAGGGUGGGACCACCCAUAGGACCCUACCCAGGGAGCCAUGGGGAUGGCACACCGUAGAGAUGAAGGGGUGGGGUCACCCUACAUGGGAGUAAUUGGGCCGUGCUAGUGACCUGGAAGCUAGGACAAUGAGCUAAAGGAUUAACCUCAAGCUUUAAGAUCCAGUAGAAUUUGUCUGGCUAAGCUUUGGACUUGCAUGGGACCCAUUCCUUUUUUCUUCCUUCUCACUUCUCUCUUUUGGAGUGAGAAUAUCUAUCCUGUGCUUGACCCAUCAUUGUAUUUUGAAGCACAUAACUUGUCUGAUUUACAGCUGAAGAAGAAUGUUGCCUCAAGAUGAAUCAAACCUUGAGACUCGCCCACAUGUAAAUUAGAUGAUAUUGAGAUUAGAUAUUGGACUUUAGAAUUUAGAAGUGGUGUUCAAAUGAGUUAAGACCUUGGAGCUGUUGGGAUGGAAUGAAUGUAUUUUGCAUGAGAAGGAUGUGAAUUUGGGGGAUGGGUGUAGAAUGCUCUGCACUGAAUUGUGUCACCCCCAAAUUCAUAUGUUGAAGCCUUUAACCUCUAAGACAGUGGUCGGCAAACUCAUUA
Molecule: messenger RNA, 3692 nt
Organism: Myotis brandtii (Brandt's bat)
Lineage: Eukaryota; Metazoa; Chordata; Mammalia; Chiroptera; Vespertilionidae
Gene: CFAP91
Product: MYCBP-associated, testis expressed 1
Exons: 19
Coding region: 373-2622 (749 amino acids)
Source: RefSeq, a predicted model, not a curated record